Molecule: messenger RNA, 1278 nt
Organism: Cryphonectria parasitica EP155
Lineage: Eukaryota; Fungi; Ascomycota; Sordariomycetes; Diaporthales; Cryphonectriaceae
Product: histone acetyltransferase type B subunit 2
Exons: 3
Coding region: 1-1278 (425 amino acids)
Biological process (GO): regulation of gene expression
Cellular component (GO): Rpd3L-Expanded complex; nucleus; Rpd3L complex
Molecular function (GO): histone binding
Source: RefSeq, a predicted model, not a curated record
AUGGACGUCGAUGUUGAGCACGAUCAGGAUGUCGAGCAGGAGGAGAAGGUCAUCAAUGAGGAGUACAAGACGUGGAAGAAAAAUAGUCCCUUUCUCUACGACAUGAUUCUGAGCACCGCUCUGGAGUGGCCCACCCUGACCACACAGUGGUUCCCCGACGUCAAAGAGCCUGAGGGCAAAAACUAUCGCGUCCAUCGUUUGCUUCUCGGCACCCACACUGCCCCGGGUGCCAACAACUACCUCCAGAUUGCAGAGGUCGAGAUCCCCAAGUCCAUCGAGCCGAACGCGAACAAUUAUGAUGAGGACCGCGGUGAGAUUGGCGGCUACGGCCAGGAGGCCGCUGCGAUACGGAUGAACAUUGUUCAAAAGAUCGACCACCCCGGCGAGGUCAACAAGGCCCGCUACCAACCCCAGAAUCCCGACAUGAUCGCCACCCUGUGUAUCGACGGCAGGAUCCUCAUCUACAACCGGACCAAGCACAGCUCCAUUCCCACCGUGGCCGGCAACGUCAACCCUGAUGUCGAGCUGCUCGGCCACGAGAAGGAGGGCUUCGGCCUGAGCUGGAGCCCGCACGAGGAUGGCUGGCUGGUCUCUGGAAGUGAGGAUACGACCGUCCGCCUCUGGGACCUGAAGACUAUGAACGGAAAACAGGUCACGCCCUCGCGGACCUUCACGCAUCACCACCAGGUUGUCAACGACGUCCAGUACCACCCCGUUGCGAAGCACUUCAUCGGUACCGUCUCCGACGAUUUGACCCUACAGAUCAUCGACACCCGCCAGUCUGACGACACCCGAUCCGCCCUCGUGGUCAAGGGAGGCCACAGCGACGCGCUCAAUGCGCUGGCCUUCAACCCCGGUUCCGAGUUCCUGAUCGCCACCGCCUCUGCCGACAAGACCAUCGGCAUUUGGGACAUAAGGAACGCUAAGGAGAAGGUCCACACCCUGGAAGGCCACAAUGAUGCUGUCACCUCGCUAUCGUGGCACCCGCAGGAGGUUGGCAUACUCGGCAGCGGAAGUUACGACCGGCGUGUUAUCUUCUGGGAUCUGACCCGAAUAGGCGAGGAGCAGACUCCUGAGGACGCCGAAGACGGUCCUCCAGAGUUGUUAUUCAUGCAUGGUGGUCACACUAACCACCUGGCUGAUUUCAGCUGGAACCCUAAUGAGCCUUGGCUUGUUGCCAGUGCUGCUGAGGACAAUGUCCUGCAAAUCUGGAAGCCUGCUGAGUCUAUUGUUGGCCAUGAUAAUGCUGAGAUGCCUCUGGAUGAGCUGGAUCGGUAG